AUGCAAAUACUAGCUUGCAGUUUGCCUCUACAGUCUCACAGAAUUAUGGGUAGGCGUGAAGUCUGUUUUGAUGGCAUUUCCAACGCCUGUUCUCCCACUGCUUGUCUCAACGACGCCGUUUCCUCUAACUCCAUUCCCAGACCUGUUGACGAUCAGACCAAGGAUUUGGGUGUUGUAAUACGCAAGAACAUUCCUCUCACAACAAGGCGGACGUUGUUUGCAAGUUUACUUAUGUAUUCGUGGUAUCAUCCUUCAAGGUACUUAUCAGCACAUGCUUUAGGAGAUCCAUCUGUGACAAUUGAAGAAGUAACUCCCCCUGUUUCCCCUUCUGGGCCACUCUUCCCUACUGAGGAAAGAAUUGUUCAACUCUUUGAAAGGAACACUUACUCUGUUGUCAACAUUUUUGACGUAACAUUGCGCCCUCAACUUAAUGUAACAGGUGCAGUUGAGGUUCCUGAAGGAAAUGGUUCUGGAGUAGUCUGGGAUGAACAAGGACACAUUGUGACAAAUUAUCAUGUAAUUGGUAAUGCCCUUUCAAGAAAUUCUAAGCCUGGGCAAGUUGUUGCACGAGUUAACAUUCUUGCUUCAGAUGGGGUACAAAAGAAUUUUGAGGGCAAGUUGAUUGGUGCAGAUCGAACGAAAGAUCUGGCUGUGUUGAAGAUAGAAGCCUCUGAAGAUCUGUUGAGGCCAAUGAAGGUGGGCCAGUCUUCUUAUCUUAGAGUUGGCCAGCAGUGUUUAGCAAUUGGAAAUCCAUUUGGGUUUGAUCACACCCUCACUGUUGGGGUUAUUAGUGGAUUGAAUCGAGACAUCUUCAGCCAAACUGGAGUCACAAUUGGUGGAGGAAUUCAAACAGAUGCAGCCAUAAAUCCUGGGAACAGUGGAGGCCCUCUACUGGAUUCUAAGGGAAAUUUGAUUGGAAUUAACACAGCAAUAUUUACUCAAACAGGGACAUCGGCAGGUGUUGGAUUUGCCAUCCCAUCCUCAACUGUACUCAAGAUAGUACCUCAGUUGAUCCAAUAUGGCAAAGUUGUUCGAGCUGGUUUGAAUGCAGAUAUUGCUCCAGACUUGGUUGCCAAUCAACUGAAUGUUCGAAAUGGAGCCCUUGUUUUGCUGGUUCCUGGUGAUAGUCUUGCCGCCAAGGCUGGUCUACUUCCCACCACAAGGGGUUUUGCUGGUAAUAUUAUGCUUGGAGAUAUAAUUGUUGCAGUUGACAACAAACCUGUUAGAAGCAAAGCAGAGUUAUACAAGGCAUUGGAUGACUACAAUGUCGGAGAUAAAGUCCUCUUCAAGAUUCAAAGAGGCGCUGACAUUCUGGAACUGCCUAUAGUCUUGGAGGAAAAAAGUUCCUGACAAGAGGUGCUUAGUAUCCCAUUCUUUUUUCCUAUAUGAUAAUUAUUAAUAGUUAUCUUUUAAUUUUGAUUUUUUUUCUUUUUAUAAUUUCCUCUGCAGUUGCAUAUUGGGGAAAUAGCCUCGAACGUAAUGUAAAAUGAAACUGUUGUGUACAUAAUUAUUUAGUUCAAUGCUAGUCGUUUCAAAUUUAGUGUC
Molecule: messenger RNA, 1545 nt
Organism: Vitis vinifera (wine grape)
Lineage: Eukaryota; Viridiplantae; Streptophyta; Magnoliopsida; Vitales; Vitaceae
Product: protease Do-like 8, chloroplastic
Exons: 13
Coding region: 1-1350 (449 amino acids)
Biological process (GO): proteolysis
Molecular function (GO): protein binding; serine-type endopeptidase activity
Source: RefSeq, a predicted model, not a curated record